AUGGUGUUUUGGGUAUUUGGCUAUGGUUCAUUGGUGUGGAAUCCAGGUUUUGAAUAUGAUGAAAAAGUUAUUGGAUUUAUAAAAGAUUAUCGACGUGUUUUUGAUUUAGCAUGUACUGAUCAUCGAGGAACACCUGAAUAUCCAGCUAGAACUUGCAUGUUAGAGCCUAAAGAAGGAGCAAUUUGUUGGGGUGUUGCAUUAUGUGUUCGUGGAGGUCCUAAAAAGGAAAGAAUGGUUAUGGAGUAUUUGGAACGAAGAGAAUGUGAAUACGAUCAGAAAACUUUUGUUAGCUUCUAUGAGGAAGGAGAUUCAUCAAAACCUGCUUUAACUGGAGUAAUACUAUUCAUAUCCAGUAAAGAAAACAAAUACUACUUAGGACCAGUUCCACUAGAAGAUAUGUCUAGGCAAAUAGCUACUGCUUAUGGUCCUUGUGGAAACAAUAGAGACUAUGUUUUCCUUCUAGAAAAGGCUAUGUAUAAUAUCGGUCAUGAAGAUAACAUGGUGAUAGAACUUGCUAAUGAAGUGAGGAAGGUAGUUGCAGUUUUGGACAAGAAAAAGCUGGUUGGAAGAGAACAACUUGCAACUCUUAUCCAAUCCAACUCUUCGAUUUCCAAAACACGUUAUUCGGAUAUUGCGAAAAACAGAAGUACUAUUAGCCAAAGAUCACGCAACAACUUUUUUCUUAAGCAAUUGAAUGUCAUUUCAUUCAUUCACACAUGGUUUGGAAGGUUUUAA
Molecule: messenger RNA, 735 nt
Organism: Vicia faba (fava bean)
Lineage: Eukaryota; Viridiplantae; Streptophyta; Magnoliopsida; Fabales; Fabaceae
Source: the annotation of a GenBank genome assembly